Messenger RNA from Geodia barretti, 936 nucleotides. The record is from the annotation of a GenBank genome assembly. NCBI's taxonomy places the organism in Eukaryota, Metazoa, Porifera, Demospongiae, Tetractinellida, Geodiidae.
UAUUCCCAACUUGCCAAAUUUUAUACGACCAAAAAGUAUGCAACGAGUUGUCUUUAUCGUCGUGCUAGCGUGUGCGGGCCAAUGGGCAGUUGCCCAAGACUUUGACUGUAACACCGACGCCGGCCAGGAUGGUUUCUUGGAGAACGGCGCUAGGACGGAUCCCAACUGCUACAAUCCAGUCCUCGGGCUAAAAAGAGACGAUUCGAUCCCAAAUUUUGCUGAAAUUGCAGUCGUAUGCCAAGACAAUUGCGCAGGGAUAAUGGUGGAUUUCUUGCGGAGUACGGAAGAGUGCCGCAACAACAUGACCGUGCGUGAAAAUGCUGAUUUCCUACAGAGCCAGCUUUGCGCCUACGAGGACGGCAGAACCGCAGCCACCAGUUGUGCGUUGGAAAGUGACUACAGCAAAAUCGAGGGCGUUAGUUUGUCUUGCAACAGAUGGUUUGGGUCAGCAAUGACGACGUGCCCGGAUCCUUUACAAUUGCCAGGGUUUCCCUCGCCAGCACCGUGUGACGAUGCGCUGAAGGCGGCUAUUGAACAGUAUGGUUGCUGCUACGAGAAUUUGUUCGGCUCGGAAGAGUUCAUCAGUGAAAUAACCCAGGAAGGCAGGGAAAUUGCCGAAAGUCUUGGCAUUACACUGCCUGAUGAUUUUCAAGUUGACCUGACAGAUCCAGAGCUGUUUAGGGCCUGCAGUGUCUCUCUCCCCGACCAGUGUAGGAGCCAGCUCACUACUGACUCGGCCCCGGGUAUGGUGGCCACACCACUGGUGGCACUCCUGUUUGCCAUCGUAGCCAAACUCUUUGCUUAAAUAGGAAGAGCCUUAUAUGCUCAAACUUCACUUAGAAGCAAUCGUGCCCAAAUUUUUAGGAGGAUGCAUGAUGAAACUUUAGUAUUAUAGCAAGUUGUUAGUAUAGUGCAUGGUGUAUGGAUAUUUUGUAU